CAAGUUUCACCACGGAAGCUGAGUUGAGAAAUGUUGCGUUAGAGUUUCAAAGUAUGAUCGUUUAUAAUCGGAAAGCUAAGGGUUUCGAACGAAGAGGUACAUUUUAACAACUUCUGAUUAAACUGGUGGAAAUCACGGAGGGGUAAAUAUGAUGCAUAACUGAUUGGCCACAGAUGACAACAGUGCUGGUAUGAUUGGUUGCUACAGAUAAGAUCCCACUAUGAAGUGUCUGCUGAUAGCCAGCGAGAGCGCUGAGGUCCUCUUCUAUUGGACAGACCCAGAGUUUGAACUCAACAUCCAGGAGCAGUAUGGAGCAUCACAGGAAGAGGGGGAGAAGCCACCAGCAUUUGAGGACAGCAUCAACACUCUGUUUGCCCCCAUCAUCAUCUCCUGCAGUACCAUGGUGGACAGACUGGGAGACAGCUAUACAUCCUUUAGUACUGAGAACAACCACACCUAUGUGCUACAUCAGUUUGAGGAGUGUCUGUACAUCGCUGUGAACGGAGACCAAGAAGAGGGCGAGGAGGAUCUGAAGAGGAAGAUUUACGUGAUGAAGAAGAUGAUUGAGGUCCAAUUCGGCAUGGUUACCCUCAGCAGCACCCUGAUCAGGAAAGAGCUGCGUCCUCAGGACACAGAGCAGAGGACCAAUCUAUGGAAAUAUCUACAGAGCCUCCUGGAGACCUACAGCCGCCUUCGAGAGCAGGACCAGAGCUUUUUAGUAGAGGCAGUAGAGAGGUUGAUCCAUCCUACUCUAUGUGAACAAUGUAUAGAGUUUCUGGAGCGUCGCUUGGUGCAGCAGAUCAACAGUAGUGUGGAGAGAGCAGGAGAGGAGGUCCUCCAUGCAUUCAUACUGGUGCACACCAAACUACUAGCCUUCUAUUCCAGUCGUAACGCUAGUACCCUCACCUCGUCUGACCUGCUUGCUCUUAUCGUCAUGGUGCAGAACAUGUAUCCUAGCAACAUCGACCUGGAGGAUACUGCCCCCGAGGAUGUGGAGAACACCUCAGCCCCAGAUAUAUUCUACACUCCAGAGCCUUCUCCUACUAAUAGGGACUCAGGGACUGACAGGGACUCCGUUAAUUCAGGCAUGCAUGAGGAGAGCAGGCAUGAAGAGAGCUGUCAUGUGGGCAGCGGUACUCCUGUGUUCCAGUUUUUGGAUCCAGACAUUCAGAUGGCGGAGGACAGUCUCCGGACCCUGGAAGCUCCUCCCCCUGACCCCUCGAACCCUAGCAGAGUCUUCCUAGAGGUCACGCUGAAGGAGGGCUGCUAUCCCAUGAUGCCUCACUCCAUGUACUGUCUGCCACUCUGGCCGGGCAUCACUCUGGUGCUGCUCACUAAGAUACCUAACAGUAACCUGGCCAUGUCAGUCUAUGUGUUCCUAGAGGCAUUUGCUAAGUUGGAGAAGCGUCUGAGUGAAGGUCUGGAGGGGUCAGCGGCCCGCGGCCAGACGUCCAUACAGGACCUCCGCAACAAACUGGACAAGUUCAUUAGGGCAUUAGGAACCUCAGACAUACAGACGUCCCAGCUACAGAGUGUAUGGACAGAGUUUAAGAGCCGGGCAUUCACCAGAGGAGGACCUGGCUUCAGCAGGGACCUGGUGCCCUGGUGUCGUACUAUGAAGAGCCAGCUGUGUGGAGUCUACAGACAGUGUUUCAUCACAGAGAACACAGUUGGAGGAGGGAGUCCACAGCGUCUAUCACCCAGUCUACAGGACAGAGCUCUCACCAUGGUGCAGGAGAAGUUGAUGGAUUGGAAAGACUUCCUGUUGGUGAAGAGUAAGAGAAACAUCACCAUGGUGUCGUACCUUGAGGAGUUCCCGGGCCUGAUCCAUUUCAUCUACGUCGACCGCACCGCUGGUCAGAUGAUCGCUCCUUCUCUCAACAUCACGGACCGUGCAACCUCUGAGCUAGGAAAGGGGCCACUGGCUCACUUCAUAAAGGGCAAGGUAUGGGAUCUGGUUAAUACAUCGAGGAUUUACCUACAGAAGGGUUAUUCCACUGUCACUCUGAGAGAUGGAGACUACUUCUUCUGCUACUUCCUCUGGUUCGAAAACGAAACGGGCUACAAACUGGAAGUAAAGGACCUGCCAAUCCUGCCCAACGACUCCGCCCCCAUCGGAAUGCUGGCCUGGGACUACUACAGGAAGCUGUUGCGCUACUACAGUAAGAGCCACCAGGGGGAGGUGGUGAAGUGUUAUGAGCUGCUGACAGUCCAUCUAGGAGUCAUCCCUACAGAGUACAUACUACAACACUGUAGUCAACUAGCACGCAAACUCUGGGAGCCCUCACGUAUACCUCUACUGUAGGAGACACACACACACAUAUAGAUCACUGAUUGUACAAAACAUUAUGUACACCUGCUCUUUCUAUGACAUUAACUGACCAGGUGAAUCUAGGUGAAAGCUAUGACCCCUUAUUGAUGUCACUUAUUAAAUCCACUUCAAUCAGUGCAGAUAAAGGAGAGGAGACAGGUUAAAGAAUGAUUUUUAAGCCUUGAGACAAUUGAGACAUGGAUUGUGUAUGUGUGCCAUUCAGAUAGUGAAUGGGCAAGACAAAAAAUGUAAGUGCCUUUGAACAGGGUAUGUUAGUAGGUGCCAAGCGCACCGGUUUGUGUCAAGAACUGCAACGCUGCUGGGUUUUUCACACUCAACAGUUUCCUGUGUGUAUCAAGAAUGGUCCACCACACAAAGGAUAUCCAGCCAACUUGACACAUUGGAGUCAGAAUGGGCCAGCAUCCCUGUGGAACGCUUUCGACACCUUGUAGAGUCCAUUCUCCCGAAGAAUUAAGACUGUUCUGAGGGAAAAAGCGGAGGGGGAUUCAACUCAAUAUUAGUUCUUAAUGUUUUGUACAUUCAGUGUAUACACACAGCAUUACCACGGUAAUACACACACAAACACACCAGGGAAGGCUGGUGGGAGGAGCUAUGGCUGAUGAUUGCAAUGGCUAAAAGGGAAUAAAUGGAACGGUAUCAAACAUAUGGAAACCGAUCCAUUAAUUCCAUUCCAGGCAUUACAAUGAGCGUGUCCUCCUAUAGCUCCUCCCACCAGCCUCCACUGACACACACAUUCGUGACCAUGAAACAUGGUGCUACACAAUCAACCCUGCUGAAACGUGUGGGCAUCAGUCCCAAUAAAGGAUGUUUACAGGUGACAGUUUGUUCCACAAUAACAGUGUGUAUUCUAUAUUCCAAAUCAUCCUAAUCUGCAAGUCACUGGAAUGACAUAGCCAAGUGAUUGACCUUUAGCACUGAUAAAUAUUGUUUAUGACUAGCACUUGUCCUGCUGCUUUUAUGAUACAAUACAUCAUUGUUGUCAUCACUGGCUUUUCUCUGAAACCUCAAAAAUACAUUAUCCUUUCAUG
Messenger RNA from Salvelinus fontinalis (brook trout), 3360 nucleotides. It is a transcript of the gene hps1, whose product is annotated as HPS1 biogenesis of lysosomal organelles complex 3 subunit 1. The coding region runs from base 221 to 2305 and encodes 694 amino acids. Gene Ontology annotation, cellular component: BLOC-3 complex. Gene Ontology annotation, biological process: vesicle-mediated transport; melanosome assembly. The transcript has 18 exons. Gene Ontology annotation, molecular function: guanyl-nucleotide exchange factor activity. The record is from RefSeq and is a predicted model, not a curated record. Lineage: Eukaryota; Metazoa; Chordata; Actinopteri; Salmoniformes; Salmonidae.